CAACAGAUAGUUUAUAACUUGAUCUUCUAAGUCAGUUGUUAACCUUUCAUUAUCAACUUAAUUUUUUAGCCACUUUGUAUAGUUAUCUUAUUCUAACAUCACCUAAGCCAACUAUCAAUACAUAUAAUAACCACAAAUGUGACUGAUAAUUUUUAUUAGAAUAUAUAAUGACCACUAGGCAAUGCCACAAUAGGAAAUAUUUUCGAGAGAAAGGAUCAAUCAGUCACUUUCUUCAUCUUCCUUUGCUCUCCUUGAUAUCAAAACAAGAAUUCACAAUCUAGGUUUGUAUAGCAAAACACUAUGGACAGGCUUGUGAAGCCAGAUGUGAAGGAAGUGAACAUAAUAUUCAACCGAAACCAAAAAUGUUUCGCCACCUUCAAGCUUAGCAAUCUCAUGCACACCAUGAAUGUUGCUGUUUCACUUACUACUACCAAUCCAUCUCUUCUUUCUUUUUCAAAUCCGCUGUCUAUCAUCCCACCUCUCUCGACUAUGUGUUUCACUCUUAUGUUAUCUAAGCCUUCUGCUCAGCCUCCUUUAUCUAGUCCUCUGGAUACGAUUCUAGUCAAGUCAUCGGUGCUUCCCAAAGGAAAGGCUACUCAGGAGGAGCUUCGUCGUAUGUUCUUGAAAUCAGGGUCACAGAUAUUUAAGGAUGCCAUCAUCCCCAUCACCUUUGUAGGCCCUCAUGUUGUCGAAUUCCUCCUCACUCCUGCUCCAAGAAAGCUUGAUAUUUCUUUUCUUCUGGAGAAAGCAAUUUCAGCCUGUGAUGAAUCCCAACUUUCUCUUUUACUGAGAGCUGCUGCUAGGUGUGGGAACUCCUACUUCGCUUCUGUUCUGAUUGAAGCUGGAGCCGACGUGAAUAAUAGGGAUUCAAGCAAGCUGUCUGUGAUGGCACUGGCUGUUCAAUCAGGAAAUGCUGAUCUGAUUGAAAUCUUGAUUGAUUCUGGUUACUUAAUUGAUAAUUCUGUUGAUUGGCUAUUGCACAAAGCUGCAGCUAUGGACCGAGUAGAAUUACUGGAGGUUCUGUGUUUGAGCUGUUUAGAUAUAAAUUUGAAUUCAGCUGAUAUGAAUGGUAGAACAGCUCUUCAUGUUGCUGCAAUUUAUGGACACGUGGAGGCUCUUCGGUUCCUUGUAUCAGUGGGAAGUGAUCCUGAUGUUGUAGACUGUGAUGGCUGGACUCCGCUUCAUUGUGCUUCUGCUGAAGGACACAUUAAAGCAGUUGAAUUUCUGCUAGAUUGUUUAAAAUAUGUGAAAUAUGCAGUUACUAAAGAUGGACAGACUGCUUAUGCUCUAGCAUUCAAAAAGGGGUACUCCAAAUUAUACGACAUGUUACAUUUAGGGGACGUUUUGCAUAAAGCUGCAACAACAGAUGAUGUAGAAGGACUAAAGAGUUGUCUUGCAAAAGGUAUUGAAGUGAACGGAAAGGAUCAAAAUGGUUGGACCCCUUUGCAUAGAGCAGCAUUCAAGGGCCAGAUCAAGAGUGUUAAGCUUUUGCUUAGCUAUGGAGCUAAGACCAAUGUUGUUGAUGAUCAUGGUCACACUCCUCUUCAUCGUGCAGUUGAGGCAGGACAUGUGAACGUGGCAAUGACUUUGAUUGGCCACGGAGCUAAGCCAAAUAUGAAGGGCCUAAAAGGCGCGGUUCCACUGCAUUUGGAAUGUUAUAAGAAGCAUCUGUCUCUCGUGUCUCCUUUAGGCGGGGAGAAAGAAAGAGCUUAAAACUGUUAGAAUACAAUAUGAUCCUCGUAAGCCCUCCUCGUAACACCUUCAGAUUUUAGGAGAACUGAUCACUUAACAUGAUAAUGUAUAAGUUAUUAGUCGCAUUUAUGUGCAUAGUUUUAGUCCAAGGUUGUACAUUCCGGUGCCAAGAAACUAUGUUAGUUUUUAGAUGGCCAUGAAAUGAGAUGAAGUAGAAACCUCUGUUUUCUAUCCAAAUUCGAUGUUUAAGGAAACAAUCAUGUGUACAUAAUCUUCACUUUACUUUCAUGUCUGUUGUGAUUCUUGAAUGAGAAAUACAAUCUGUUAGGU
Daucus carota subsp. sativus is the source of this 2022-nucleotide messenger RNA. RefSeq names its product protein VAPYRIN-LIKE. Bases 301 to 1713 code for a protein of 470 amino acids. The transcript has a single exon. Gene Ontology annotation, molecular function: protein binding. The record is from RefSeq and is a predicted model, not a curated record. Lineage: Eukaryota; Viridiplantae; Streptophyta; Magnoliopsida; Apiales; Apiaceae. Gene Ontology annotation, cellular component: nucleus; cytoplasm.